AUGUUGAAAGUCGCAAAUACUUUACGAUUGGUAUCAAAAAAGGGGACCAAUGCCCGAGCCUUGGCUACAGCAGUUGGUUAUAAACAGGCCCUUGUUAAUGUCCCCCCAACUCAGUUAACAGUACUGGAUAAUGGAAUCCGCGUUGCGUCUGAAGAUUCUGGCGCCGCUACUGCGACCGUGGGGCUGUGGAUCGACGCUGGAUCAAGGUAUGAGACAUCCAAAAACAAUGGUGUCGCCCAUUUCUUAGAACACAUGGCUUUCAAAGGUACAAGUAAGAGGUCGCAGACAGAUUUAGAAUUACUUGUGGAAAACAUGGGUGCCCAUCUCAAUGCUUACACAUCAAGGGAGCAGACAGUAUUUUACGCAAAAUGUCUCGCUAACGACGUCCCCGUCGCUGUAGAAAUCCUUGCUGACAUCAUUCAAAACUCAUCACUCGCUGAACCCGAAAUCGAACGAGAACGAGGAGUCAUUCUUCGUGAAAUGCAAGACGUUGAAAGUAAUUUGCAGGAGGUUGUAUUUGAUCACUUACACGCCACAGCGUUCCAAGGUACUCCUUUGGGUCAAACCAUUUUAGGACCAACCAAAAAUAUCAAAAAGAUCUCUAAGUCUGAUCUUCAGCAAUACAUUAAAACACACUACCAACCGAGCAGAAUUGUUCUCUCAGGAGCAGGAGGAAUUGAACAUGGUAAACUUGUAGACCUCGCCCAAAAACAUCUUGGUGGUUUGAAGAACACUCCAAUUGAUGUCCCCGAACUAGCUCCUUGCCGUUAUACUGGUUCAGAAAUUAGGGUCCGUGAUGAUUCAAUGCCUUUGGCUCAUAUUGCCAUUGCUGUCGAGGGUGCCGGUUGGACAGAUCCUGAUAACAUUCCUUUGAUGGUUGCCAAUACACUUGUUGGGGCUUGGGACCGUUCUCAAGGUGGUGGCACCAACAACGCCUCAUAUCUGGCAAGAGCUGCAUCUGCCGGUAAUCUAUGCCACAGCUUCCAAUCAUUCAAUACUUGUUACAAGGACACUGGUCUCUGGGGCAUCUACUAUGUUGCCGAGCCCAUGCAGAUUGAGGAUAUGUUAUUCAAUAUUCAACAUGAAUGGAUGAAGCUAUGUACAUCUGUGACUGAAGGUGAAGUAGAAAGGGCAAAGAACAUCCUCAAGACAAACAUGUUGUUGCAACUCGAUGGAACAACCCCAGUAUGUGAAGAUAUUGGUCGCCAGAUCCUUUGCUACAACCGUCGCAUUCCCAUCCACGAACUCGAUGCCCGCAUCAAUGCUGUGACUGCUCAGAAUGUCCGCGAUGUCUGUUACAAGUUCAUCUACGACCGCUGCCCAGCCGUAGCCGCGGUUGGUCCCACCGAGGCCCUCUUAGAUUACACCAGAAUCCGCUCCGGAAUGUACUGGCUCAGGGCGUAA
Messenger RNA from Danaus chrysippus (African queen), 1404 nucleotides. Lineage: Eukaryota; Metazoa; Arthropoda; Insecta; Lepidoptera; Nymphalidae. The record is from the annotation of a GenBank genome assembly.